Molecule: messenger RNA, 546 nt
Organism: Bipolaris victoriae FI3
Lineage: Eukaryota; Fungi; Ascomycota; Dothideomycetes; Pleosporales; Pleosporaceae
Exons: 1
Coding region: 1-546 (181 amino acids)
Source: RefSeq, a predicted model, not a curated record
AUGAAGCAGUCACCAUUAAUAACGACCAUGCUCUUGUCUCUCCUCAGAGUCUCCUACGCACAGACAAGCACCUGGGGCGAACCUUUCACUGUCGAAGCCUCAGCCCUAGACCCUGCUUCGACGGAUGCCGUCAUCCCUAGUAUUGCCUCGCCAUCAGCAGCACCAAUAUCAACAUGGGGCGAUCCAUUCACAGUCAGCAACAGCCCGAUUGCUACUUCGCUCCCAACAUCCGACAGCAUACCAACAAGUAUAGCUGUUGACACGCCGACGUUUGUAACAAGCACCACGGCUGUGAGCAGCGCGGUUGUAAGCACUACGGUUGUCAGCAGCAUGGUUGUCAGUACUACACUAGUCGUAUCAUCAGAGUCUAGCACAGCGAGUGUUCAGAGUACAUCCAGCACUACGGACGCUUCUUCGAGCAGUACAAGGCCGACAAGUUCGUCGGAAACUUCCCAGGCUACUGGUGCUGCUGCACAUCAGACGGGGUACGGAAAGUGGGCUUUAACCGGAGCAGUAGUGGGCGCAGUAGGAGCCAUGUUAGUUUGA